Molecule: messenger RNA, 258 nt
Organism: Neurospora tetrasperma FGSC 2508
Lineage: Eukaryota; Fungi; Ascomycota; Sordariomycetes; Sordariales; Sordariaceae
Exons: 1
Coding region: 70-246 (58 amino acids)
Source: RefSeq, a predicted model, not a curated record
GGGUCCUCCUUUUCAAUAUUAAGUUUCCAAGAGGGAAAGCUCGGAAAGGAAGUGGGCUUCAGGACACCAAUGAAUGUCGGAGACAGCUUCUUGGCAUCAGCUACAGCCCAGAUGUACCAUAGAUUCAGCUCGAGACCCGAGGGUUACCAUGUUAGAGUCGAUACUGAGGUUUCCUCGCCUCGCAAAGAAAGGGGACCGCUGCUGAUAUUCAAAAUUGGACCGAUAGCUCACAUUACGCCACACUGAUGAUGUGGAGGU